UGGAGGAAGUGAGCGGUGGCUUCCCGGAUACACCAGUGUGUCCCGUCCGUCGUCUCCUCCCUUCUCCCGCAGGUAGGAACCUAACCAUGGAGAUCGCCCGCCGCGCCGCCGCUACGGCCCGCCUCAACGAUGCCUACUUCCUCCCCGACCAUUCUCCCCCGCACGGGCCAAUAUCGUUGGACGCGCUCCGGCGGGAGCUUGUGAAGGAGAGCAUUCUCCAGGAGAUCAUCCUGUCCGAGCUGGCCGAGCGGCGGGAGUUGGAGCCCGUGGUUCGGCGCGAGCUCGGAAUGGAGCAAGCCGGUCCCCUGCCCCUGGGUAUCCUUCCAGGACUCGAGCUGACAGCUUUGCCUCACCAUAACACAUCCCCUGUGCGGCAAGGGGCUCAGCUCCACCUCUGCAUGCCAGUGUUGCCAGAACAUUGCUUGGAAGAGAGCGUGAUGGUGCCCGGAACUGUUCUGGUGGCCAGACGCCCUGUUAAAGAUCGUAUUGAUGAAUGGUAUCAGCCUCCAUGGCAUAAAGGGUCAGCAGACGAGGAUGCGUUGAUUGACCGGGCUAGGCUACCUAAAAAGACAUUCUCUGGGUUGAAGAGGAAAAGGACUGCAGAAACUUCAACAUCAAACAAGAAAAGAUCAUCUGAGAAAUGGAUUUGUGCUCUCUGCCACGUGAAUACAUACAGUGAAGUCUCAUUUGAGGAGCAUUGCGCUGGCUUCCAGCACCAGUCAAAUGUAGCACAGUUGGGAUGGGCUAAGGAAGCUGCUGAACCAAAGAGGAUGGCAACAGCAGAGGCUAACCAUGGCCUGCAGCACAAUCCAAUUGCUUGGAAUUGCAGCAUUUGCCAAGUUAAGUGUUCAGGCAAGUUGGACCUAAACAAUCACCUGAAAGGCAGGAGGCACCAAGAGAACACAGUAGCCCUAUGGAGAGAAAGCCAGGAAAUUCAAGGGGAGAGUGGGUUCGAGGAAGCUGAGCUGUAUGAGAAGAAAGAGCUACAGCUUGUUGACAUGGAGCAAAGACCCGCCUCAAGAUGGAAUUGUAGUAUCUGCAAGGCUAACUGUACAUCGGAGUCUGACUUGGAGAGACACCUCCGAGGCAGAAGGCACCGACAGACUGUAAAAGCCCAAUUCAUAGAAGGCAACAGCACGACAGUCACCUCUCAUCUUGGUGGGAAGAAAUAGCAGGCAGUGCUCGGUGCAUAUAAUUGAGAUGCAGUUGCUAAAGACAAUGUUGCAAUUUGAGGCACGUGUAAAGAACUGAUGGAAGUUCAUUUCUUUCAUCCAGCCUUGCUGAUCUCCUGGUGUUUGGGAUCAAAUUGCAGGAAUUUGACUCUUUUGUGGCCUUCUAGAAUCAAUGUAUGGUCUGUUAACUGUUCUAACUUGUAGACUUGGUGUUGCCUGACACUAAGUAGUUAACUGGAAAGCAGCUUAUAUGGCCAUUGGCCUCCCCUUUUGCAAAGUAGGCACUGCCUUGGGGACAAAUCCGAUGGCUGUUUUACCCACUUCUUUCACAGCUUAUUAUUCAAAGCUUCAGUUCCAUUUGUGAAGAGCUUUUUUUUUAUCUCCUUUUAUCCAUUGAUUUACUAUUUCAUACUUUUGGCAAUAUUUGAUGUCCUGUUAAUUUCUGGUGAAAAAUCAUUAUCCAUGUCACGAAUAAGUAUAAUAUUGAAAGAGUCCGGAAGUGUAUAAUUCUGCAGA
Messenger RNA from Panicum virgatum (switchgrass), 1688 nucleotides. RefSeq lists its product as uncharacterized. Bases 87 to 1172 code for a protein of 361 amino acids. The record is from RefSeq and is a predicted model, not a curated record. The transcript has 3 exons. Gene Ontology annotation, molecular function: zinc ion binding; nucleic acid binding. NCBI's taxonomy places the organism in Eukaryota, Viridiplantae, Streptophyta, Magnoliopsida, Poales, Poaceae.